Molecule: messenger RNA, 2675 nt
Organism: Plodia interpunctella (Indianmeal moth)
Lineage: Eukaryota; Metazoa; Arthropoda; Insecta; Lepidoptera; Pyralidae
Product: zinc finger protein 626-like
Exons: 13
Coding region: 269-2296 (675 amino acids)
Cellular component (GO): nucleus
Molecular function (GO): zinc ion binding
Source: RefSeq, a predicted model, not a curated record
GCUUCAGACCCCUUUGCCUUUCCUCAUGGCAUUACGAAAAAAACAUUUAUGUCACGAUGAUAGGAGCGUUGUUGUCAUGUCAGUUGUCACUCUUGUCGUCAGACUGAUUUUUUUAUUUACCUAUAUACCCUUGGUAUGGAUUGCUAUAAAGGUUGAAUGGAUUUUAUUGUGAACUUUAUCAAAAAUGCAAGACUUAUUGAGCGUUUAUUGUAAUAUUUGAUUAACACGACUUUAAUUUAUACUGAAUAACUACUACACAACUGAAAUAAUGAGUGUGAUAGUGAAGGACUUGUGUAGACUUUGUGCGAGUGUAAGAGAAGAGUUAUCGAAAGACUUGUUCGAUAGUAACAGUAAAAAUGUCUUGAAAUUGAUACAAGACUUAAUGCAAAUCACAAUUACAGAAAGUGACAGUUUGCCAACUAAAAUCUGUUUGAAUUGUGAAGAGAGGAUCGUUUCUUUUCAAUUAUUUAUUCUAGAAUGCUAUAAGGUGCAAGAUAAUUUCAACAAAAUUUGUUCACAAAAUUUACCUGUUAAGAUUGAAGAUGAAGUUAUUAAUUUUGGGGACUCAGAUAUAAAAUCGGAGAUAAAAGUUGAGUUGAAUGCUGAUGAAAUAGUAUUGUGCUCAAUCAAUAAUGAAGAAUAUGAAAAUACAUCCUUUGAAAAUUUUGAUGAUCAUCACUUAGAUGCUGGAAGUUCUGAAGAUGAUGAUGAUGAUGGAGAUGAUGUUACUCUUGCUGAACUUAAAAAGGAGAAAGUAGAAAAUCUCAAUGAACUUCUAAUGAAACCUCAUUUGAAAAUAAGAGAUUUUGUGAAUAUGCAUUGUGACUUAUGUAGUUUAAAAACAAAAUCUUGGGAGACAUUACAAGACCACUAUUCAGAAAUACAUCAGUCCGAAGUUUCUGUCAGUUGUGUUUGUGGAUUUAAAAUACAAUCCAAAAAUGUGAUGUAUAAACAUGUGCUUGAACAUAAAAUUCAAAGUGAGAAAUUGAUAAAUAAAUCCAAAGAAGAAUAUGAUCAUAAAAAUGAUCAGAAUUGUGGGGAUCUCAAAGCAAAACAUUUUGUUCAGCUCCAGUGUCAUAAAUGUGGAGAAAAAACAAAAACAUGGGCAACAUUGGAAGAUCAUUACACAUUUAUUCAUCAGAGUAAAUUGAUUGUCAAUUGUUUACUGUGUGGCUUUAGUAUAAGAAAUAGAAGCAUGCUGUACAAACAUGUUUUGGAACAUAAAAUGGGAAAUGAAAAAAAAGUUAAUAAGGGUCGUGAAAAACAGGCGAAAACUAGAACAGAUAUUGACUAUUGUAAACUCAAAGUUAAAGAUUUUAUAGACUUUUCAUGUCACAUUUGCAACGCAAAGUUUUCAAGUUGGUACAGUUUAAAGAGUCAUACUCAAAUCAAUCAUAAGACACAACCAAAGGUCCGAUGUUUAUGUGGUGUGAAUCUUACAUCAAAAACAGUUUUGUACAAACAUGUACAAGAUCAUAAAAAUCCGAAUUCUUUCUGUUGUGAUCAAUGUCCAAAAAUAACAAAAACUCUAGGGGCGCUGGAGAAACACAAAUUGAUGCACGUACCGAAGGCCGACCGGAAGUUCCAAUGUAGUUCUUGUGACAAAAUUUUUAAUUCAAGAGAAAGUUUAAAAUCUCACGAGCGGUCUCAUAUACCUAUAGAAGAAAGAAAAGUAUAUCACUGUGACAUGUGUGACAUGAAAUUCACGACCCCGUCGUCGCGUGCAUCUCACAAGCGCGUUGUGCACGAAAAGAUCAAAAGCUAUGUAUGCGACCAGUGCGGUUACGCGUGCGGCACCAACGGCGAGCUGCACCAGCACCGCGCCAUACACAGCGACGACAAGCCGUUCGUCUGCAAGAAGUGCUACAAAUCAUUCAAGACCCACUCGAAUCUGUCUACGCACAUGGACACGCACGAAGGGACAUCGUACACGUGCGGCGUGUGCAGUCGCGUGUUGAACAGCCGGCGUACACUGCGCAAACAUCUGCUGGUACAUGAAGAGCGAUGCAGACACAUCUGCGAUUACUGCAACAAGGCCUUCAAGAGGAGGCAGACUCUCAAGGUGCACCUUUACACGCACACGGGAGACAAGCCGCUGACGUGCAAGUGGUGCGACGAGCGGUUCGCGUACGCGUCCACGCUGCGCUCGCACCGCAUGCGCUGCCAUCCGGACAAGAUGCCGCAGACGCAGCACCAGCAGACCUACCGCCAGUACUCGCAUCUGCCACCAGAGGAAUACAUCAAGAGCGAUUUAGCAGCGAUUGGAUUAGAUAAGGAUCAAACGGAGACUAUGUAAACUAAAUAAAAAAAUUAAGAAAACCCGACUCCGAAGUUGUUGGCAUCUUCUCAUCUGCUAGAAAAAGAGCUGACAGUUUCCAAAGCACUGAAUAAACCUUUUCCGAGCUAGCUCUUAGCUAAAAACAUUCUCAAUUAAAUUAUCUUUAAAAUAAAAUAAAACUUGAAGCAAAUCGGUUCAGGUACAUAUACACAGAUACGUUAAUCUUAUAACUCCUCCCUUCUUCUGUCGUCGGGAAACUAAAAUAACCUAAAAUAGUCUAAAAUAGUAAAUACAUUUAUCAUCACAUCGACGCGUCAUUGCGUACGUAUUGCACUGUUAUAUAAUUAGUAUAUUACAUUAGUAUACAUUUUCUCAAAUAAAUAUGAUCAGUAUUAAA